AUGACCAAUAUCACUGCAAUAAGUGGAUUCAUCUUCAUGGGGAUCUCUGACAUCCAAGAGCUACAGACUUUCUGUGGAGUGCUCUUCCUAAUGAUGUACAUGGCAACACUAAUAAGUAACCUGAUGAUCAUCAUCCUUACCACCCUUGAUCUGCAGCUUCAAACACCCAUGUAUUUCUUCCUGAAGAAUCUGUCCUUAUUAGAUGUCUUCUUUGUCUCAGUUACCAUCCCAAAUUUUGUUUUCAAUAGCCUAAUACACAACAAUUUCAUUUCAAUUCUUGGUUGUGCAGUUCAGGUAUUUUUAUUGAGUACUUUCACAGGAGGGGAAGUAUUUAUACUGACUGUCAUGUCCUAUGACCGCUAUGUUGCCAUUUGCAGUCCCCUGUACUAUGAUGCCAUCAUGAAUGGCGGUACCUGUGUGCUUAUGGUGGGUAUUUCCUGGGCUACUGGAGUAGUCUUUGCAGCCAUAAAUACAGCUGGCACAUUUUCCAUGUCAUUCUGUGGCUCAAAUAUGAUCCCACAGUUUUUCUGUGAUGUCCCCUCAUUGCUAAGGAUUUCCUGCUCUGAAACACUCGUGCUCAUUAAUACAAGUCUUGGAAUUGGUCUGUGUCUAGGCAUGAUUUGCUUCAUCUGUGUGGUGAUCUCUUACUUUUACAUUUUCUCCACUGUGUUUAAAAUUCCUACAGCAAAAGGUCAGUCCAAAGCUUUUGCCACAUGUAUCCCCCACCUCACUGUUUUCACUAUUUUCAUGGGUACUGCUUGCUUUGUCUAUCUGAAACCACCAUCACGUGUGCCGUCAAUCACAGACAAGCUUUUUUCCGUGCUAUACACUGUGUUAUCUCCAACACUGAAUCCAUUGAUCUAUAGCUUGAGGAACAAUGAUGUCAAGUGUGCUAUGAAGAGGUUGCAGCAAAAUCUGUAUAAACAAGAGUAUUUGCACUUGAUAAGAAUCAGCUUAAAUGGAAUAAAUGGUUCCACUGAAAUAUAUAACCAUGUGAAAAUGAAAAGGAAACAAAUAUAUGUAACAUGUAAUAAAAUAGUUUAG
This is a messenger RNA of Mesocricetus auratus (golden hamster), 1044 nucleotides long. RefSeq names its product olfactory receptor 14A2-like. Lineage: Eukaryota; Metazoa; Chordata; Mammalia; Rodentia; Cricetidae. Gene Ontology annotation, cellular component: membrane. The coding region runs from base 1 to 1044 and encodes 347 amino acids. Gene Ontology annotation, biological process: G protein-coupled receptor signaling pathway. The transcript has 2 exons. Gene Ontology annotation, molecular function: olfactory receptor activity; odorant binding; G protein-coupled receptor activity. The record is from RefSeq and is a predicted model, not a curated record.